AUGAUACUCACAUCUAAAACGGUGAAAAAUGAGGAGAAAGACACCCACACCCCCGAUAAGAAGAACAAGCGCAAGCCCCGAGCAUAUAGCCCAGAGGGGGAAGGGCGUGGUAGUAACAACAUUACCAUGCCAGAUACAUCGCGUAUUGUUAGUAUGAACACCAAGAAGGGUUGGGUACCACUAAGCAUACCCACGAGCCUUCGCGAAGUGAAGACACAAAGUACGAAGAAGAAGCCUGACAGAAAACUAAACCAACGGAUCGAAAAAGUCGGGGAGGGAAAGACAGGGAACCACCUUGCAAAAAGAAGAUACAGAUAG
Molecule: messenger RNA, 318 nt
Organism: Lactuca virosa
Lineage: Eukaryota; Viridiplantae; Streptophyta; Magnoliopsida; Asterales; Asteraceae
Source: the annotation of a GenBank genome assembly